AAUUCACAAAAUCAAACUUGAAAAUGAAAGUUGGCACAUUCGCAACCGUCGCAGCAAUUCUUCCCGCUCUUGCGUCAUCGUUCGUAGCUCCAUCUCAGACACGGUAAGAACAGUAAUACUAGUUCGUCUUCGUUCGUUUUCCUUCGCGCACUUGGUUGCGAAAUGGAUGAUUCGUGCUUCGUCCAGAAAUUGGAUUUUCUAACGAACUGCAUCCGUUUUUUCUUGGAUCAUACAGAUCAUCGACGUCUUUGAUGGCUAAAGGAUUCGGUGCAAAGGAGAAUAAAGCCCCCAAACAGAAAUCGGCCGGUCAAUUGGAACGAGAACGAGCCGCCAAUCAGUAUGACCAGCUUGCCGCUACUGGCGGACAAGAAUAUUCUAUCUUUGUACGAAAAUUCGGAAGCCCCGAUGAUUCAUGGCUUCCAUGCGGAUCGAUUGCGGUAGCUCGUGGGGAUCAAGUCUCGAAUGCAAUCUUUAGCAACGAAGAAAACCUGAAAACCGCUAUUGUUAGAACUUUUCCCAAGCUCAAGGGGAUGGAAGGAGAAUUUGAAUACGGGUACAACAUGAAGAUUUACCCCGAUGAACCGGUAGAAGUUGCAGUGAAGUCAAAUGCAUCAUCUGGGCCAAGUUUGGGAAACUGGAUGUCCAAUCUCCUGAGUCCAAUGGACGCCUCGAAUGUAGGAAAAUCGCAAUAAAUUCCUACUGUACAUACAGCCCGUUGAAGCACACCAAAAAGAAUAGACUGCGAAUUUGAAG
Messenger RNA from Pseudo-nitzschia multistriata, 753 nucleotides. Lineage: Eukaryota; Bacillariophyta; Bacillariophyceae; Bacillariales; Bacillariaceae. The record is from the annotation of a GenBank genome assembly.